This is a messenger RNA of Monopterus albus (swamp eel), 3924 nucleotides long. Its product is annotated as solute carrier family 26 member 6-like. Lineage: Eukaryota; Metazoa; Chordata; Actinopteri; Synbranchiformes; Synbranchidae. The record is from RefSeq and is a predicted model, not a curated record. Gene Ontology annotation, molecular function: secondary active sulfate transmembrane transporter activity. The transcript has 19 exons. Gene Ontology annotation, biological process: sulfate transmembrane transport. The coding region runs from base 371 to 2716 and encodes 781 amino acids. Gene Ontology annotation, cellular component: membrane.
CUCAUUAAACAACAGCCAUCUAUUGCAAUGUUUCAGUGUCAGCUUUAACUGUAUUUUUCACUGAGUUUACCACGGCAUACACACACACAAACACACAUUACUUCAGGUGUGUGUGUGUGCAGAACAGAAAUGUGUGGGUUGGUGGUUGUUCUCUUACAAGGACACAAAAGGAACGGUCACUCCCACAGUCUGAAACUAGCUGAAGAAACAAGAAUAACAGUGAGGCGGCUUCACUCUCACUACACAGUGUUUGGCUUUGGUUGUAACUGUUUGCUGUAACAGUUUUUCCCAUUGAAGAGGACCCUCAAGGAGAAGGGGGCGGGGGGGAGCUUAAAUAGAUCCUGGCUUCACGGAGGUGUGCUGAACACACAUGGACAUGGAGGAGAGGGAAUAUUUUGUACAGAGGGAGGUUCUGGAUGAGUUGCGUCUGAAUGAAGUGGCACAAAAAGGGAUGUGGACAGAUAAACCAACCUUGACUGAUCGGAUGAAAAAGUCCCUAAGAUGUUCGGUGCCCAGGCUGAAGAGCAUAGUGCUGAGCUGGGUGCCUAUUCUGGGCUGGCUGCCUCAGUACUCACUCAAAGAAAACGCAGUUGGUGACCUGAUCUCUGGCUGUAGUGUGGCCGUCAUGCAUCUGCCACAAGGCAUGGCAUAUGCUCCUCUGGCUGCCUUACCCGCUGUGUAUGGUUUGUACACCUCCUUCUACCCGGUGCUGGUUUAUAUCAUCUUUGGAACUUCCAGACACGUCUCCAUAGGUACAUUUGCUGUGACCAGUAUAAUGGUUGGGAGUGUGACAAAAAGGCUGGCACCAGACCACAACUUUUUUGUAAAUAGCACUAAUGAGACAAGUGUGAACACUGAUGCACGGGAUGCUGCCAGAGUACAGAUAGCAUGUUCCCUGGCAAUUUUGACAGGAAUCUUUCAGAUCCUGCUGGGAGUGGCUAGGUUUGGUUUCAUGGUAUCUUACCUGUCUAACUCACUGAUUCGUGCUUACACCACUGCAUCAGCGUGUCAGGUAUUUGUCUCCCAGCUAAGUGCCCUGUUUGGAGUCUCACCGGCUCAUUACAGCGGUCCUCUCUCCGUUAUAUAUACUGUGGUGGAUGUUUGCCAACUGCUGCCUAAAACUAAAGUGCCAGUGCUGGUGACCGGCCUGAUCUCGCUUACAGUUCUCAUUGCGAUCAAAGUGCUCAAUUUCUACUACAGACGGAAGCUACCUCUACCCAUCCCUAUAGAACUCAUACUUAUCAUAAUAGCAACACCCAUCACCCACUACUGUGGACUUGUGAGUAAAUACAACAUUGAUGUAGUCGGAGUGAUUCCCGUUGGGCUCAGGGCCCCUGUUGUGCCAGAUGCCUCUUUCUUCUCGUUGAUCGUAGGUGAUGCUUUUGCCAUUGCUAUAGUGAGCUAUACCAUCAACAUUUCCCUGGCCAAAACAUUUGCCCUCAAACAUGGCUACAAGGUGGACAAUAACCAGGAAAUUAUUGCACUGGGCCUUAGUAACAGCAUUGGCAGCUUUUUUUAUUGCUACACUGUGACCUCUUCCAUGUCUCGCAGCCUCGUCCAGGAGACAACAGGAGGCAAGACACAAGUUGCAGGAGUAGUUUCAUCCAUCAUUGUGCUGGUCACAAUUUUGGGAAUAGGUGCUCUUUUUGAAGAUCUCCCCAAGGUUGUCUUAGCUUCAAUAGUGUUUGUGAACUUGAAAGGAAUGUUUAUACAGUUUGCUGAUGUCCAUACCCUGUGGAAGACCAGCAAAGUCGAUUUGCUGGUGUGGCUGAUAACGUUUGUAAGUGCCCUCCUGCUCAACCUGGACAUUGGCCUGGCUGUCUCUGUAGGCUUUUCUGUGCUUACUAUUGUCUUCAGAUUGCAACUACCUCACUACUCUAUUUUGGGUCUUGUGCCAGGCACUGACUUGUAUCUGGAUAUAGAAAGCUACAAGGAGGCUAAAGAGAUUCCAGGAAUUAAAAUCUUCCGUUCAUCUGUAACUAUCUACCACACAAAUGCUGAGAUGUACUUGGAGGCCCUGCAAGAGAAGACUGGAAUUGACAUCAGGAAUCUGCUGACAGCGAAGAAGAAGCAAGACAGAGUGCUGAAGUGUAAACAAGAGAAAGAGAAAGAGAAAGCGAAAAAGGAGGCAAAGAAACAAAAAAGAGCGGCCAGACAUCGGUCCAGUGGCACAUGCUUUUUAAAGAAGUCAGAGAACAACGAGGGGGGAUUCUCUGUUGGACUGAGUGGACAGAAUCAAGUGAACUGUGCAGACUUUAGAUUGACUGAGGCUUCUACAAGCGACCUUGGUAUGGGCCACAUAAACCAGGCUUACCAACAUGACACAUCCAUGUUGAGCUCAGAUUCAGACACGAGUUGCCAUGGUGAUGACAGCAUCGACAAGGUAUCGCAUGAUGGCGAUGAGGAGAAAGGAAAGGCCUACGGAUCAUGCACGCACAGCAUAAUCUUGGACAUUUCAACAACAAACUUUGUGGACAUAGUCGCUGUGAAUACCUUGAAAAAUAUUUUCAGAGAUGCUGGGGAGCUUGAUAUGGACAUCUAUUUAGCAGGCUGCCAAGCCAGCGUUGUGAAACAGCUGGAAACUGCCAGAUUCUUCUCGGAGCUAAUCCCAAAGAGCAGGCUGUUUGUCACUGUUCACGAUGCAGUGCUUUAUAUUCUCAAGAAACAGAAGCUGACAGACUUCAUACUUGAUGUUUCUGUCGACACCUACUUGUGAUCAGCAGGGGUCAGACUGUUCCAUCUCUUUGUCCUGUUCCUGCUCCUCCUCUUCCUCCACUCCUCACUAUCGGUCAUCAAUGACCCCCUCCUUCAGUGGGGGAGAAUGCACCACCUCGACAUGGUGCCGUUGCUGUGGCAACGGUCUUUUUAUGAUUUCACCUAAUGAGAUAGUCAGCAAUACGUCAUUGCAGCUCUGUGGUGUGUGUGUGAGAGACAGAGAAGGGGUGGGGGUUGAGUGGGAGAAUGUAACACUGGACUGAGAAGGAUCUGUAUUUAUAGCCUGUGUGGCAAAUUGAGUUGAAGGUUGACUGUAUGGGAAAACACAUAUACAAGAGGUGUUGUUAUGAACAGAAAGGCCACAAUGUGUAUGCAUCAAAUGUUUGAUCCAUUGCAGCUGGUCCUCCUUUUCUUUUAGAAAUGGAAAGCUAAAUAUAUUCCUCAAUGAAACAAUAAAAUGUAAAUAUUUGUCAUUGAUAAGAUCGGGCCAUUCCAUCUGGGAGAUUCUACGUUCCCUCUAAAAUCUUGCAAAAAUGAGCUGAAUUACAGAGAUGUAAUAGGUGUUACAUUUAAAAAGAGCAGCAGCUUUUAAACACAGUGUGGGUGUAUUUAUAAUCAGUGUUCACACAUCUGAUUCCUCUGACACUUUGAGCUCCUUUCUAUGUUUGGGAUCCAGCCGCAUGUUAUUAUUGCCUAUCAAGAGCUUAACGCUCCAUUGUGAUAUAGGCAUCUGUAUGCUUCACAUCUACUGAACUGAUUUGGAUUGUCCACUCAAACAUAUUUUCUCCCAGGCACAAAGAUAUAUAUAUUUUGUUUUUGUUUUUUUAAAUGUAUGUUGGAAAUGUGUGGUCUGCAAGGUGCAUUUCUAACGUUAAUCUUUACAGUCGUAAAGACUAGAAAAAUGUGUUUUCUAAGUGCACACACAUUUCCUAAACACAUUUAUUCAAAUGCAAAGCUGUUUGUCAGCUGACUCUCAGCAGGGCAUCAGGGAUUCCCCACACAGGGGACAACCACCACAAAUUAUCUACAGUAUGUGCAGAAAACAUAAAUAUAUUUGUUAGGAAUCUUCUAAUGACUGGUUUACUGGGUUAACCACUCCUACUUAAACAAGGUCAUGUGUUAAAAACCACACAUUUCCUUGAGAGUAUACUGCUGAUCGUGCUCACUGACUGAUCACACUUGUAGUUAGCAGCUUUGUUAUGUCUUUUA